Auanema sp. JU1783 is the source of this 3993-nucleotide messenger RNA. NCBI's taxonomy places the organism in Eukaryota, Metazoa, Nematoda, Chromadorea, Rhabditida, Rhabditidae. The record is from the annotation of a GenBank genome assembly.
AUGGCAUCAGUAGCGCCAACGGAGGGCUCUCGUCCCAUCUACGUGGACGAUCCCUUGAAGAGAAAAACAAAUAUGGAAACAUCAAAAGUUCCUUGGUAUCGAAAGUUGAUGUUUUGGAAAUCAUCAGAUGAUCCACGCUCAAAAGAAAGAGAGAGACAUCUACGAGCAAACGAUAGAAACUUUAAUGCUCAAUUUAAAUAUGCCGAUAAUUAUAUUAAAACAUCGAAGUAUAACUUAAUCACUUUUAUUCCUCAGAAUCUGUUUGAGCAGUUUCAACGAAUAGCUAAUUUUUAUUUUUUAGUCUUAAUGAUAUUACAGUUUGUUCCGCAAAUAUCUUCCAUUUCCUGGUAUUCUACAGCUAUUCCAUUAGUUAUUGUAUUAGCUUUUAGUGCCAUCAAAGAUGGUUAUGAUGAUAUGCAAAGACAUAUAUCUGAUAGUAAUGUUAACGGUCGAAAGUCAUUUGUUGUCCGCGAUGGGCAUUUAAAUGAAGAUGAUUGGAGUAAAGUUAAAGUUGGUGACGUCAUCAGAAUGAUGAGCAAUCAGUUUGUAGCGGCUGAUCUUUUACUUCUUUCAACGUCUGAGCCUCAUGGUAUUUGCUAUAUCGAAACAAUGGAGCUGGAUGGUGAAACGAAUUUGAAAACACGUGGAGCUGUGGCUGAUACUGCUGAGAUGGGGGAUGAUUUAGAUGCUAUAUCACGUUUCAAUGGAGAAGUGAUAUGUGAAGCACCCAAUAAUCGUUUGGAUAAAUUCACUGGAAAGCUCACCUGGCAAGGACGAGAACUAGCUAUUACUAAUGAUAACAUUCUACUACGUGGUUGUAUUCUGAAAAAUACAAGAUGGUGUUAUGGUGUCGUUAUCUUUGCUGGAAAAGAUACAAAGCUUAUGAUGAACAGCGGUAAAACCAAAUUCAAGCGUACUAGUCUCGAUAGAUUUUUGAAUAUCUUGAUUAUGGGGAUUGUUUUAUUUCUUGUUGCUAUGUGCCUUAUUUGUACAACAUUAUGCGGUGUUUGGGAAUGGACAACGGGAAGACAUUUCACUAUGUAUUUACCUUGGGAUGAUGUUGUGCCAAAUAGAGAAAAACAAGGAUCUCAACAAAUAGCCGUUAUUGCAUUUUUAACAUUUUUUUCAUACGUCAUUCUUCUGAAUACAGUCGUGCCAAUUUCGUUGUAUGUAAGUGUGGAAAUCAUAAGAUUCAUACAUUCAUUAUGGAUUAAUUAUGAUCAGCAUAUGUACUUUGAAAAUGGAGAAAAAAGUAUUCCAGCGAGGGCUCAUACAACCACCCUUAAUGAGGAAUUGGGCCAGGUUCAAUACGUGUUUAGUGAUAAAACAGGAACUUUAACUCGAAAUAUCAUGACAUUCAACAAGUGUACUAUAAAUGGUAUAUCAUAUGGCGAUCUUGAAGAUACUCAAGGAAAUCCUAUUGAAAUUUCCGAGCGAACGCAACCUCUUAGUUUUGCUUGGAAUGCCAAUUAUGAACCCAAUUUCAAAUUUUAUGAUAAAAAACUGUUACAAGCAACCCAGAAUGGAAACGUUGAGGUUACUGAGUUUUGGAGGCUUUUGGCUCUAUGCCAUACAGUGAUGCCUGAACGAGAUAAACAAGGCAACCUAGUUUAUCAAGCUCAAUCUCCGGAUGAGGCUGCUCUCACAGCUGCUGCUCGAAAUUUCGGAUUCGUUUUCCGAUCUCGUACACCUCAGUCGAUUACGAUCGAAGUCAUGGGAAAAGAAGAAGUUUAUGAAAUUCUCUGCAUUCUCGAUUUCAACAACGAAAGAAAAAGAAUGUCAGUAAUAACUAGAAAUUCUGCUGGAAAGAUUCGACUUUACUGUAAAGGAGCUGAUAUGAUGAUUAUGCAAAGAUUACACCCAACAACUUCCCACAUUUUCCGAACUUCAACUGAGCAACAUUUAUCAGAAUUUGCUAAUAUUGGUCUUCGAACUUUGUGUUUGGCUUAUAAGGACAUCGAAUCUGCCUAUUUCGAAGAUUGGAUUAAAAGGCAACACGCAGCUGCCAUAGAUAUGGUGAAUCGAGAAUCUUUGCUUGAUGCUGUUUAUGAAGAAAUGGAAAAAGAUAUGACUCUGAUUGGAGCAACAGCUAUCGAAGAUAAGCUUCAAGAAGGUGUUCCAGAGACGAUUGCUAGAUUAGCUGAUGCUAACAUCAAGAUUUGGGUCUUAACUGGAGACAAGACGGAAACAGCCAUCAACAUCGCCUACUCCUGUCGCCUUCUAACGGACGAUAUGCGAGAGAUCGUGGUUAUUGAUGGUCAGAAUGAACAUGAGGUGGAAGUACAAUUGAAAGCAACAAAAACCAGAUUUGAUAGUAUUAUGGGAAUGAAUCCAACUCCUACUUACGAAAAGCCGCGCGUUGAAGUUCAAACGAUUAAUGAAAAUGAAGAAGUCAAUUACAGCUAUCAUACCCAAACAGCUCCAGAUUCACCUAGAGAAGAGAGUGGAGUUGCUCUAGUCAUCAAUGGAGAUUCCCUAUCAUUUGCACUGGGCGAACGUCUUGAAAGAACAUUUCUGGAAAUUGCUUGCAUGUGCAUGGCUGUCAUCUGUUGCCGAGUUACUCCACUUCAGAAAGCUGAAGUUGUUGAUCUGGUCAAAAGAAACAAAAAAGCUGUGACUUUGGCCAUUGGUGAUGGAGCUAAUGAUGUUUCCAUGAUUAAAACAGCUCAUAUUGGAGUUGGAAUUUCAGGCCAGGAAGGUAUGCAAGCUGUAUUAGCAUCCGACUACUCCGUAGGACAAUUCCGUUACCUAGAGAGACUGUUGUUAGUUCAUGGAAGAUGGUCUUAUAUUCGAAUGGCCAAGUUUCUCAGAUAUUUCUUCUACAAAAAUUUUGCUUUUACUUUAACUCAUUUCUGGUUUUCAUUUUUCUGUGGUUAUUCUGCUCAGACCGUUUUCGAUGCUGUUCUCAUCGCCUGUUAUAAUCUGUUUUUCACAGCCCUACCUGUUUUAGCCAUGGGUGCUCUAGAUCAAGAUGUUGACGAUGUGUACAGUUUGAGAUAUCCAAAACUUUAUCUGCCGGGUCAGUUCAAUUUGUUUUUCAAUAUGCGUAUAUUCAUUUACUCAGUACUUCAUGGAAUGUUCAGCUCACUUGUUAUUUUCUUUGUGCCUUAUGGAGCUUUCUACAACGCUUCAGAUCAUAAGGGUCGAGAUUUAGAUGAUUAUGCCUCAUUAGCUUAUACAACGUUCACAGCUUUAAUUGUUGUUGUUACCGGUCAAAUAGCUUUUGAUACUUAUUAUUGGACGUCAAUUAAUCAUUUUGUCAUCUGGGGUUCACUUAUUUUCUAUUUUCUGCUCACUUUCCUUAUUUACGAAGGUCUACCUGUUUCAUUAGUUGCCAAAACAUCUUCAACUUCAUCAUACGGCGUCGCAUUUAAAACUAUGGCUACACCUCAUUUCUGGUUUUCAAUUCUUAUGGUCUCCGUCAUCUUGCUUUUACCUGUUAUGCUCAAUCGCUUCUUCUGGCUCGAUACUCAUCCAUCGUUCGCUGAUCGCCUACGUGUUAGACGUAAAUUGGGUAAAAAGGCUUCUGCUCAACAACCCGAUCUUAAAAAGCCAGCAAUUCGACGUACGGCAACGACUCGAAGAAGUGCCAGAGGAUCUUUACGAUCUGGAUAUGCCUUCUCCCAUUCACAAGGUUUCGGAGAUCUUAUUCUCAAAGGAAAACUUUUCAAAAAUGUUGAUCAAAUUCGCCAACGAUCAAUUAAUCCAGACACCUCUGAUGACACGCCAAAUCUGUUAUCACCUGUUCCUGCAGCAUUGCAGCCAGGAUAUGAACAUAUGUCAUCUACGGGUGUUCCAAUUAUGACAUUGCCAGUUGAACCGACAGCUGGACGUCAUCGUUUAACCGUAAAUUCGGAUCCAAACUGGACGUUGGAUGCUCAUCCUUCCAGUACGCAAGGAAUCCAAUUAAGGGGUGAUGGACAAUCAUUUGAGACGCAGGCAUAUGCUACUUCUGAAAGUGAAGAUGAUCAGACAAUCGUUGAACGCUUCUAA